AUGGAUUGGAACAGCACAAAUAAUGGCGAAGAGAAGGUUGCCCUUGCAAUAAUUAAACUCCCUGCUGUGGUAUCGGUAACGGACCCCAGAUAUGGAGGAGCUAUUCUGGUCAACCCAGGAGGGCCGGGUGCAUCGGGCGUCAAUAUGAUCCUGGGACAAGGGAAACGCCUCCAGAAAAUAAUUGACUGGGCCGCUUGUUCAUUGAGUCCGCGAACCAAAGUACCUUGA
Penicillium psychrosexuale is the source of this 228-nucleotide messenger RNA. RefSeq lists its product as uncharacterized. The transcript has 2 exons. NCBI's taxonomy places the organism in Eukaryota, Fungi, Ascomycota, Eurotiomycetes, Eurotiales, Aspergillaceae. The coding region runs from base 1 to 228 and encodes 75 amino acids. The record is from RefSeq and is a predicted model, not a curated record.